This is a messenger RNA of Necator americanus (New World hookworm), 213 nucleotides long. RefSeq lists its product as uncharacterized. The coding region runs from base 1 to 213 and encodes 70 amino acids. The record is from RefSeq and is a predicted model, not a curated record. The transcript is spliced from 2 exons. Lineage: Eukaryota; Metazoa; Nematoda; Chromadorea; Rhabditida; Ancylostomatidae.
AUGAAUCGGCUUCGCUUCACGGCACACAUCGAUUCGAUUAUUGAACUUUUCAACCGACGUCUGCUGAUGCCGCCAUCACCACCGCCGCCGGCAGCCGACGCCGUAAAUGAGCGCUUACGAACCUUCCGAAACGAUCAUUGGGAGUCAUCAAAUCAAUUUUUGAAGGGACCAUUCGACAGCAUUGAAGUCCUUAACUCCAAGUAUUAUUUUUAG